AUCUAUCUAUCUAUCUAUCUAUCUAUCUAUCUAUCUAUCUAUCUAUCUAUCUAUCUAUCUAUCUAUCUAUCUAUCUAUCUAUCUAUCUAUCUAUCCACACAUGUAUCUAUCUAUCUAUCUAUCUAUUUAUCUAUCUAUAUAUAUAUAUAUAUAUAUAUAUAUAUAUCUACAUCAAUAUAGUGAAUGGCUAGUCAAGCAAGUAGAAUGGAAAGUAAAUUAUAUACAAGUCAUUUAAUGAAUUCAUCAACAACUCCAACUAUUACAACUAAAUCUACAUUACCUAUUAUUGAUCAAGAUGGAUAUACAAGGAGUUAUUUUAAAGAACCUAUUCCAUCAUCAUCAUUAUUCUCAUCAACACCAUUGUUCACUUCAACUCAUCCUAGAAUUGUAUCAACAAAAGAUAUUGGAAAUAAUAAUAAUAUGAAUGAUAAUACUAUUGAAACAUACACUAAACGUACUAUUCAUAGUAAUGAAUUAGGAUCUAGAUUAUCACCAAUAAUAACAAAUAGACAAUCAAAUGAAUUCAUGAUAAAAUCUACGGAACCAUCAUCACCAAUAGUGGAUUAUUUAUUAUAUGAUGCACCAGCAUGGAUGAGACAAUCUAAAAUAAAAAAUCAUAAAGUAAUUAGUAGUGUGAAUAGUAGUUCAACAAUAUCUUCUAAUAUUAUAACAACAACAACAACAACAGCGACAGCGGCAGCAGCCGCAGCUGCAACCGCAGCGAGAACACCAGUAGUGACAACAAUAUCACCAUCAUCUAAUAUAACGCAUAUUGUUAAUGAUACAAAACCUAAUACAGAUAAUAUUACAAUUAUACAUAAGGAGAAUGUGAAGAAUAUGAAUUCUGGUAAUCGAAUAACAAUACAAUCCGAUUUAAAUAAUAAUAAUAAUAAUCAUUUCAUACGAUCAUCAAGUCCUCGAUCGAAUGGAUCAUUUCGAUUUGUAAAAUCUGGAUCACGUAAAUUUCCAGAAAUGAAUCCAAAACUUAAUCCUCCUACAUACAUGCAGAAAUUGGAUGAUGUUCUUGUUGAAAAUGAAAUGAACACUGAAUCAUUUAAAACAAUAAAAAAAUCUAAUAAAUUCAAUCUAAACAAAAAUCCUGAUCAUGAUGAAGAUUGGACUGUUCAUGAUGGAUCCCGUAGAUUUACACCAAUUUUAUCAUCACCUAUAUCAAUCAAAACACCACCACCACCAUCCCAAUUCCAAUCUCAAUCCCAACUUAGACCCUUAUCACCACCACUACCACCAGUACCCCCAACAACAACAACAACUAUACCAUUAAUUGAAAAAAUUAAUCAAUUAACUACUAUCAAUAAAUUCAAUGAAAUCAUUCAACCAAAUUAUAAAGAAAAUCUAUUUACUGAACAAAAAUCAAUAUGGAAUAAAACGAAUAAAACAUUAACUCAAUUCAAUGAACAAUUACCUAAUUAUUCAAAUAAAUUCAAUCAUCAACGUAUUAUACAUAGUACACCAUGUAGUCCUACUAUCGAAAGAAAUAUCCUUAUUAAACCUAUUCAUAAUCAUGAAGAUGAUGAUGUUAUAUUAAGAAAUCAUAAAAAAUCAUCAAUUGGUUUACCACCACGUCCAUUAAGAUCACCAAUUAUACGUUUAAAUGGUCGAUCUAUGUCACCAAUACAUCCUCGUAUAUCACCAUUACCAUCUUGUACAAAUAAUGAAGUAACUAAAACUAAACAAAUUGAUCCUAUUACUGGUGAAAUUCAAUAUAUCACAUCUAGAACAAGAUCAUAUACUGAUUUAAAUACUAAUCAAUUAAUUACAGAAAUAGAAGAAAAUAUACAAGGUGAAGGAGAUACAGAAGUAAGAGUUGUUCGAAGGAAAACACGUAAAAUAAAACCGAAUACUUUUAGAGAAUCACGAAGUGUGGAUAGUUCAGGAUUUGUGAAAGAUUCAAGAAUUCGUCAAUCUACAGAACAAACACAAUCUGAUCAAAUUCAACGUGAUUCAAGAACUCAUCAACGUACAGAAGAAACAAAAACUGAAAAACAUAUUGAAGAAGAGUUAAAUUAUCAAUGCUCUUCAACGAAAGUUCAACCUCAAAGAACAUCAAGUCAGAUGAAUAUUAGUGGACCUAAUACAAUGACUAGAACUGCAUGGUUGUCAGAAACCAAUUUAAGGAAUAGUUCAACAUGCAAACAACCACCAAUGUAUUCAACUUAUUCAGCUCAUAAAGAAAAUAUGAGACGAAUGCAAGAACAAAGAAGAACAACAGAAGAUUGGCAAGCUUCAAAUCGACAAUUACAUGAUUCCAGAUCAGUGGGUAGUCGAGCUGUUCUAGAAGAAAUGGAAACGAUAACAUUACAACCAAUUGGUCGUGGUGUACACGACUUGGAACCACCAACUGGUUCUAUAGCUAGAUCAGUUCGUGCUACAACACCAAGUGGUUUAUCAACAUUUCCAACAUUGUUUAAUCGACCUCAUUCAUCCGCUGGAAGAAUAGAUCUAUCAAUAUCAGGAAUAAAACGAUCUAUUAGUAAAGAUUAUUAUAGUCCAAUAAGAAUGCAACGUAGUACUAUUGAUAUACCAUAUAGUCAAACUACACAAGCAUUAUUAAGUCCAUCUAUCAAUCGACGUUUAGUUGGUUUCACUAAUACUGGUCAUUCAUCACGAAUUUCAAGUAUCAAUAAAACUGUACUACCUAUCAUUCAUCAUCAUGAUCAUCAUCCUCAUCAUAAUAAUCUAGUGUAUAAUAGUAGUCAUGGUAAUAAUAAUAAUAAUAAAUGGAAUUCUAUGGAUCAUCAAUCAUUGGAAUUAUUAAAUCAAACAUCUAUGAAUAGGAAUUCAUAUGCCAGGCAAACUCUUACACAGAAUAUUCAAGAAAUGACACAGAAACAACGAUUAUUAUUAUUAUCAUCAUCAUCUAAUCAACAAUAUUAUCCAAUAUCUAGUCAUAAUAAUAAGUUAGCGAAUAGAUCAUACGCUCCUGGAUUAGAACAACAAGAUGGUUUCCGUACAAUUGCAACAACAAAUUAUCAUCGUGAAAUGCAUACAUCUGGGCCACAAUCACCAUAUCUUGGGACAAUCAGACAUAAUUCACAAUAUGAAGCAACACCAAUAGUGAAUCGAUCAGUAGUUCAACAAUCUGUUAUACCAUUUUCACCAAAUGGAAGUUUAUCUGGAACGAAUAUUGGUGUUGAUAUUGUCGAUGGUGAUACAGUAGGAAUGCGUCAAGUUCUUGAUACAUCUAAAUAUUGGUAUUUACCAGGAAUCUCACGUCCUGAUGUUAUUGCAUUAUUACGUGAUAAAGAACCUGGAACUUUUGUUAUACGUAAUAGUAAUACAUAUGCUGAUAGUUUUGGUUUAGCAUUAAAAAUUCCUCCAAAUUCACCUAGAGUUAUAUCGAAUAAAGAGGAUAUUCAGUCUGAAUGGGUACGUCAUUUUCUAAUUGGUACAGUACCUAUGCAUGAUGGUCGUGGUAAUGGAGUACAUUUACGUGGUUUCUCUAGUGAUCCAACAUUUCCAAGUUUAGCAGCAUUUGUUCAUUAUCAUAUUCAUAAACAAGGUGCAUUACCAUGUACACUUCGUCUUCCAAUAUUUAAUAAUCAAACAUUAUAUAAUCAACAAAGAACUACUAUUAAUGAACAAACAGUUUAUGGAUUAGAACCUUCAUUACAGACAAUAUUACCAACUACUAAUACAAUGAGUACGGAUAUGCUUUAUCUUGGUUCUGUUGAAGUAGAUCGUCUUGAAAAUAUGAAUGCAGCAAUUCGUGGAAUUGGAAAAAUAAUAAGUUUAGCACAAUCAUAUACAGAUGGUUUACCAAAACGUUGUGAAGUUCAAAUUAAAGUUAUACCACAUGAAGGAAUUACGUUUACGGAAAAAUAUAGACGUGCUGUUUGGAGAAAAACUAUUAAACCUAAUAAUUUACUUUGGUGUGGUUUAGAUCCAGAAAAUCGAGAAUUUAAUGAUGCGGAAUUACGAUCUAAAGGAAUGUAUGGUUCAAAAAUAUUUGCAUUAGUUGCACGUAAACAACGUUUCUGGUUACAUGAUAAUGUAGUUUAUGUAUUUUGUGAAAUUGAUCAUAAUCAUUCAGCUAUUCAAUUAGUACGUUUUAUUAAUUCUAUCUUUCCUGGUUUAAGGGAUUAAUUGAAUGAUAUUUCUUUCAUAUAUAAAUGAAUAUAUGUUCUAUAUAUUUCUAUAUAUAUGUAUGUUCAUGAAGGAUCUUCUAUUUCAAUCAUUCUCAAUAAAGUUCCUUUCACCUAAUAUGAAUUGUUUGUUUGUUUUUUAAUUGAUCAUUUUAUUCUAUUUAACAUUGAAAACAAUCUGGAUCAUCAUUUUGUCUUAUUGAUAAUGAUGCUGUUGUUGAUGGGGAAUGAAUGAAUGAGGCAAUCCAUUAAGAUAAUGUUUACACAAUUUAUUCAUGAUUGAUAUUUCUUUCUUUUUUUUUCUCUUUUUCUUUUUUUCUUUUGCCACUUUCGUUAAUUGACUUUUCUUUAUUUUAACUAAAUUCAAUUCAUAAUGAAUCAAUUAAUGAUUUCGAAGGAAUUUUUUGUUUUUGUUUUUUUUUUAAAAAAAGAAAAGAGAAAACAUUUUCGGGUUUUUUUUCUAAACUUUUUUCUUAAUUUCACAUUUAUAACACACACACACACACAUCUAUAUAUAUAUACAUGAUACAAUCAAUGUUGAUCUGUUUCAUUUUUAAACUACCGCCACCACCACCACUACUAUGACGACGACUUCCGACGAUACUGUUAACAAUACUACUACUACUAACUAUACUACUUAUAUACAAUACUAUACUAUUUAUUCUAUAUAUCUGCUUCUAAUUACUCAAUUAUCGAUUUAUUUAUUUGUUUAUUUAUUUAUUUACUUGUUUACAAAUAAUCGUUUCCAACUUGAAUUCGUCUAUGUUUAAUUGAAAUUAUAUUUGGAAAAAAAACAAAUAAAACAAAACAUGGCGUGUUCAAUAUUCAAUGUUUCUUAUUUAACAUAAAUAAUGACGAUUGUUCGUCUGUUUGUUUGUUUGUUUGUUUAAAUGUAUUCAGUUGACCUUGAGUAGUGUUAGUUUACUGUUUUUUUUUAAAAAAAAAAAAAAAAAAGAACCGGGCUUUUCAAAACUUUUAUUUAUUUUACAGGUUACUUUCUUCUUUUUCUUUUUCUUUUCUCUCUUUCUUUUUUCAUUUUUCUUUCUAAAUGAUAAAUAUUAAUUAAAAUGACUAGUGUAUUCUAUCAAUAAACUUGAUUGAUAUAUAUUUAUUAAUUUCAAUGGGAAAUAAUGAGUUCAAUUACGUAAUGAUGUUAUAUAGAAGCCUAUAAAUCUUUUUUUUUUCUGAAGACUAUAUACAUAUAGAUAUGUGUUGCUUAAGUAAUAGUUAUAUAUAUAUACAUGUAUGUUUAAUCUCUACCAUUUGGGUUAUUGGUUUAAAUGAACAAAUAUUUAUCAAAAUGCCUUUUGACUACUUAUUUAUUUAUAAAGCAUUCAUAAUGUUCUCUCUUUCUCUCUCUCUCUCUCUAUUACGUUUUGUCAUUCACAUACACACACACACACAUACACAAACAAACAAACACGCACAUGCACGCGCGCACACAUAUACACACACAAUCAAUAACAUGAAAGCUGAAACACUUAAACUAUAAAUGAACUUUAUCAAGCAUGAGAUAUAAUACGUAUCUAUGUACUUAAAAACAAGACAAAACACCAUGUUCUUCUUCAUUUUUUCUUUUUUUUUUUGCUUAAGUUAAAACUGCUUUAGCUAAAAAUCAAUUUUAAUUUUGUACAAAUAUAUCAUAUUAUUAUAAUAUCCACAACAACAACAAGAACAA
Schistosoma mattheei is the source of this 5781-nucleotide messenger RNA. The record is from the annotation of a GenBank genome assembly. NCBI's taxonomy places the organism in Eukaryota, Metazoa, Platyhelminthes, Trematoda, Strigeidida, Schistosomatidae.